GACGCUUCCCAUGACUCUCCAUGGAGGGGAGAAGGUUGUGGAUGAUUCCGAUCAACUCAAAGGCCGUUUGAUUACUCUCAGUUCUACGUCUAGCUGGUGAAAGAAGCACCAAUCGGUGGACGCAACUAGCGUGCCUACCUAGGUAGGGUUGGAGCGCUCCUGCCCAAUAUGGGAUUCUAGAUUGACCUAGGCAAUCGCUCCUUCCCUCCUUCACUUACUUUACUCUUCUUUCAUUGCUUUUCGUGUCAGAUAUAAAAACCCCCUCGCUCCCCACCUGCACUCUCCUUCCCAAUGCAGUCCCGCACCCGCACAACCACCUGGGCAUCCCAUCCAUCCCAUACAGUCAAUCCGUCAAUCAGGCGCCAUGGCCGGCAAAAGAGAAGAUAUCCCGCCGGACAUAGCUAUGCAAGAUGUCGACCCGCAAAGAGAUCAGGGAGUUGGGAGCCAAGGUCCUUACCAGUCACGUGCGCAGCCGCCAUCACCACCUGCACACUUCCCGCACGAUAGCGUACCAAGUUACGGGUCGGUACCUUUGGGCCCCGUUCUACCAGCACCAGUGCACCCUGUGUCCGGCCUCCCGUCGACGCCAAACCGGAUUCCACUCAAUGGCUUGCCGACUCUGCCACAGUAUCCCAUCUCCAACAGGCAUCUGUUGCUCAGCUGGGCAAAUCAGUACUGUCAUGCGCCACCCUCCUAUUCCGCCAUGGCUUCAACUUCUGCUCCAUGGCAGUGGCCGGGCGCAAUGCCGAAUCAAGCGACGAAUAGCGUGCGACAAUCCGGUCCCGGGCAUCGCAACACCAGACCUGUUGGUCUGGAAUCGCAUCAGGCAUACAAUAACCAUAGACAGUACACGUUCGUUAAUUACUACGGACCGGACAACGGCGCCUACGACCCCGCGGCUGCUCUUCGCCGUGGUGCGGCAUUGGAGACACCUACCCCAUAUCACAUCCCUCCGCUCGGCACUGAAAACUUGCGAAAUGGGCAAAUUCUUCAGCCUUUCAGCACCGGCGCUUUUGGCCAGCUCACGAGACCAGAUAACGAAAUCAGACCACAAGGCACGUCUAUGAUCCGGCCGCGAGCGAUGACUGCUCAAAGUGGGCACAUUCCAACCGUCAGGUUGAGCAAUUCAAUUUUGCCCGAUGGACCAGUAGUCUUGCCAACGAAAAGCCCUUCUGUUGACGCUGGCAUGUACCCUGGGUGGACUCCUCAUCCACCAUAUACGCAGCCAACAAGGCCAAGGGCUUAUGACUUUGUGCGCGAACCAGUCGCCAUGGGAGACCCAGACACGGCUGCCCACGCGCAGUCUUCUAAGCUUGCGGAUUCACUUGCCCAACCCGAACCCCUAGAGCAGUCCCAGGAGCAGUCUCAAGGCAUUGCCCCGAGAGCGUCAAACAUUGAAGGGCGUGACAAUAGUGUGCCAGGCAAUUCUAGCCAUUUCCUAGCCCACCAGGAACCACUUGACCAAGUCUCACGGAUGAAACAGCAAAUCUACCACGAGAAGGGCGUAGCAGUUCGACAAUACCUUGCAGUUCGAGAGCGCGAGCGGACCGUUGGUGAAGAGGACAAACAAAAGGCUGGGUACCCGCGAGGUGAGUCAGUGGAAAGGCUGGACGUCCUAACCAUAUGCGCGGUCCGCACAUAGACUCGCGAGUGGUUCCAUACCCAAAUGAGAAUGCUCGUAGGCUGGAUCCUCCAAACCCGUCAAAUCCGCCACAACGUCCACUACUACUUCGACAUCCACAUACACCUCAGCCUCAACCUCAAAUCGCUUCCCAGCCUCCACCAUAUCGCCCUAUUGGCUCAACUUAUGAGGAUUACAAAUCGUCCGUCUUUGCCUACCGCAUCAACACGGAACUCACGGUGUCUCAGAGCGCUUACGAUUGGGUGGAAGCGAUCC
Molecule: messenger RNA, 1897 nt
Organism: Westerdykella ornata
Lineage: Eukaryota; Fungi; Ascomycota; Dothideomycetes; Pleosporales; Sporormiaceae
Exons: 2
Coding region: 365-1642 (425 amino acids)
Source: RefSeq, a predicted model, not a curated record